Messenger RNA from Anoplopoma fimbria (sablefish), 3122 nucleotides. It is a transcript of the gene mau2, whose product is annotated as MAU2 sister chromatid cohesion factor. The coding region runs from base 49 to 1854 and encodes 601 amino acids. The record is from RefSeq and is a predicted model, not a curated record. Gene Ontology annotation, cellular component: SMC loading complex; chromatin. The transcript has 18 exons. Gene Ontology annotation, biological process: mitotic sister chromatid cohesion; maintenance of mitotic sister chromatid cohesion. Gene Ontology annotation, molecular function: double-stranded DNA binding; protein binding. Lineage: Eukaryota; Metazoa; Chordata; Actinopteri; Perciformes; Anoplopomatidae.
CUGGGAGUCUGGCCAUAGCGCUGAAAAAACUUGUUGUUGUCGGGGAAAAUGGCGUCAAACGUAGAGGCCCCGGAGCGCUGGUACCUCGCCCUUCUCGGCUUUGCGGAGCAUUUCAGAACCUCCAGCCCGCCCAAGAUCCGACUCUGCGUGCACUGUCUACAGGCGGUGUUUCAGUUCAAGCCGCCGCAGAGGAUCGAGGCCCGGACACAUCUCCAGCUGGGCUCGGUCCUCUACCACCACACCAAGAACAGCGAGCUGGCCCGCAGCCACCUGGAGAAAGCGUGGUUCAUAUCUCAACAAGUCCCUCAGUUUGAAGAUGUCAAAUUUGAAGCUGCAAGCAUUUUGUCAGAACUCUUCUGCCAACAGAAUUUGGUGGACUCUGCAAAACCCCUCCUGCGCAAGGCGAUCCAGAUUUCACAACAAACACCAUACUGGCACUGCAGAUUGUUGUUCCAGUUGGCGCAACUUCAUACACUGGAGAAAGACUUGGUGUCGGCAUGUGACCUGCUGGGGGUCGGAGCCGAGUACGCCCGAGUGGUUGGGUCUGAAUAUACCAGGGCGCUGUUUCUCCUCAGUAAAGGAAUGUUGCUGCUAAUGGAGAGGAAGCUUGGGGAGGUGCAUCCUCUGCUCACACUGUGCGGAACUAUUGUAGAAAACUGGCAGGGAAACCCGAUCCAGAAGGAGUCCCUGAGGGUCUUCUUCCUGGUCCUACAGGUCACACACUACCUGGAUGCUGGACAGGUGAAAAGUGUGAAGCCGUGUCUGAAGCAGCUGCAGCAGUGCAUCCAGACCAUCUCUACACUCCACGAUGAUGAGAUUCUGCCCAGCAACCCAGCCGACCUCUUCCACUGGCUGCCCAAGGAGCACAUGUGUGUCCUCGUCUAUUUGGUGACAGUCAUGCACUCCAUGCAGGCAGGCUACCUGGAGAAAGCUCAGAAGUACACAGACAAGGCUCUUAUGCAACUAGAGAAACUAAAAAUGUUGGACUGCAGCCCCAUCCUCUCUACCUUUCAAGUCAUUCUACUGGAGCACAUCAUCAUGUGUAGACUCGUCACGGGCCACAAGGCCACUGCGUUACAAGAGAUCUCACAGGUGUGCCAGCUGUGCCAGCAGUCCCCCAGGUUAUUCACCAACCACGCUGCUCAGCUUCACACGCUAUUAGGUCUGUACUGUAUCUCGGUGAACUGUAUGGAUAACGCAGAGGCACAGUUUACCACGGCUUUGCGGCUCACCACACACCAGGAACUGUGGACAUACAUCGUAACCAACUUGGCCAGUGUCUACAUAAGGGAAGGGAACCGACACCAGGAGGUUGGUGAAUUGUACAGCCUCCUAGAGAGAAUAAACCCAGACCAUAACUUCCCAGUAAGCUCCCAUUGCCUCCGGGCUGCAGCCUUCUACAUCAGAGGACUCCUGUCCUUCUUUCAAGGACGCUACAACGAGGCCAAACGCUUCCUCAGAGAAACCCUGAAGAUGUCUAACGCCGAGGACCUGAACAGACUGACUGCCUGCUCCCUGGUUCUGCUGGGCCACAUCUUCUACGUGCUGGGCAACCACAGAGAAAGCAACAACAUGGUUGUACCUGCCAUGCAGCUGGCCAGCAAGAUCCCCGACAUGUCUGUUCAGCUCUGGUCUUCGGCCCUGUUGAAAGACUUGAACAAGGCCCUCGGGAACACCAUGGAUGCCCAUGAAGCGGCCCAGAUGCACCAGAACUUCUCCCAGCAGCUGCUGCAGGACCACAUCGCUGCCUGCAGCCUCCCCGAGCAUAACCUCAUCAGUUGGACUGAUGGCCCUCCUCCUGUCCAGAUCCAAGCCCAGAACGGCCCGACCACCAGCCUUGCAAGCCUGCUAUGAGGGGAAAAAAAAAAAGAAAAACCCCGUCUGUCUCACAAUAUGGCUGAAGCUGGUACAUUAUCACAAGCGACAGAUCGAUGCCUAACAACCUGCUAUCAGACCACUGUAGCUGAGAUUUGAGAGGAUUUUUAACAGGUCACAAGAGUUCAGGCCUUCACUUUAUUAGUUUCUCGAGAUUGCUUCCUGAUUGUCUAUCACUUCUUUAAUUGUUGUAAAGAAAUUACAACGACUGUUGUGCAUGUAUUUCACACUUUCCGAUGGCAUGGAUGCAGGGCGGGUUCGGACUCUUUAUUGGGAGUUGGUGAACGACACAUAGCGACGUAUAAAAGGGCUUCUUUGCCUCGGAUAUGGAGAACCCUUCUCUACGGUUGCCAGGUUCCUCUGGAAAAAAAGGAGGGGCUAGAUAGAGGGGCGAGCAGUAAAGAAAUGUAGAAGAAAUUAAUUUAUUCAUGUUGAUAUUUUUGUAUCUGUUGGUAAAUAUUUUACAUCUUGCCUUUUUUUGUAUGGAUCCUCUUUAUUUUUUUGUUUUUUUUUUUUCAUGCAUGGAAGUUACUGACGUGGACUCCCCUGUACUAUAGUUUGGGUUGCUAACAAUAAAUUCUUGGUUGAUCAUUUUUUUUGCACAAAAUCCAUAUUCGAAAGAAGAGAGACAUCUUGUAAUAUAUUUUCACACAUUAAUCAGUUGAAAAAGUUUCACCGUACAAAUUGUCAGCGUACAUAGCAUUGGAGCGGUGCCUCUGUGGACCGAAAUAUUUCUCUGUUGGGGGUCUGUUGAUGAGCGAUGUUUCAAUGCUUUGUGAGUUUUAUAUCAUUUUGGUGGCUGUGAGGUUUUACCACAAACCCUUUUAAAAGCAACACAACUGAUGUAUUUUUCCAUAAUAUAUAAAUUCCCUGUCAAUGUAUUCAUUUUUACAAUUCCGGUUUAGACUUUUGGAGCUCACGGUAAUCUUCAGAUAUUCAAAACAAAAGCAAAUUUAUUUUAUUUUGUUAUAUUUUAAUUUGUCUUGAUAGUUCUACUAAAUGCUUUCUUUACAGUAUGUUUGUAUAGAUUUGCCACUCGUUGAACCUUUAUUGUACAGUGACAUUUUAUAAAGGCAAUUUAGUAAAGUGUGAUAUGUAUUUUUAGCUAUCCUGAGUAGAAAUCUCAAUGCUUGGUAUUUGAGGCACUCUGUACGGACACAGUUUAAGCUUGAGUACUAGCCAUAUUCUAUCCAAUGCAUAUGUUUUUAAUGCUUACAUUGUUUUCAAUAAUUUUCCAAUAAAAUAUG